CCGCACUUUAUCCAGCGCGUUUUUGUGACGUACACGUCACGUGGUUUUUGCUUCGUCCCUCUUUCGCUUGCGUUCGCACUUGCUAACGGAGCUAACAAAGCUCAUUCGGUCUUCUUUUGUCAGACUUUUCAUAGACAAGCGGUGAUUACACGAGCUGCAAAUAGAGACAAGGACAAGAUUAUUUCAUAUUCGUAGCAGCAACGUUUUUCUCCGGCAGCGGAGAAAAGUGUGAGCCGCGAUGUACAACGGCAUCGGCCUGACCACUCCCAGGGGCAGUGGCACCAAUGGCUAUGUUCAGCGGAACCUGUCCACGCUGCGGUCCAAGCGGCCACGCGAUGACCGCGGCGGCGAGCGUGACGAAAAGGACCGCGAGCGGCUGGACAGUCAACUCAACAGGCAGCCCAAUGCUGACAUCCUGGAGCAUCAGAGGAAGCGGCAGCUUGAGGUGGAGUGCGCCAAAUUCCAGGACAUGAUGGAGGAGCAGGGAUACUCAGCAGAGGAGAUCGAGGAAAAGGUGAACAGCUUCCGAAUGAUGUUGCAGGAAAAGCAUCAGCCGCCGCCUCCCGCUGCUGGUGAUAAAGCCAGCAUGACAGAAACUCACGCCCUGGCGGCGGCUAACCAGCAGAAGAACGACCGUCUCCGAGCUGCCUUUGGCAUAUCUAGCGACUACGUGGACGGCUCGUCCUUCCACGCCGACCGCAAGGAGAAGGAGAAGGAGAAGCGUGAGCAGGAGCGCCUGGAGAGGGAAAAGCAGCAGCAGCAGCAGAAAUACACGUUGGUGGAGGACUCGGACAAUUCAGAUUCGCCACCAAAGAAACGCAGUCGCAAGAAGAAAAAGAAGAACAAAAAGAGAGCCGGCUCACAGAGUCCCUCGCCACCCCCUCGCAGAGACAAAAAGUCCAAGAAAAAGAAGAAGAAACGUGAAUCCUCGGUGGAAGAGGAAGAAGACAGUUCCUCAGAUGAGAAGCAGAAGAAGGCGUCAAAGAAGAAAAAGAAGCGCGUGAGUAAAAGUCCCGCAAAGACGAAGGCAGUGCCACAGCGGAGCGCCUCGUCAGCUUCGUCCCGCAGUCGCUCGCCUGUCGUGAGUAAAAGUCCCGCAAAGACGAAGGCAGUGCCACAGCGGAGCGCCUCGUCAGCUUCGUCCCGCAGACGGCAGGAGAGAGGAAGAGAGGAAUGCUGGGAAGCGAGACGCGAGGACCCGACACGACUCCUCUUCCCCUUCGCCUCCCAGAGCGGACGCCAGGACCACUCGCAGCAGAGGCGACACGACUCCUCUUCGCCUUCGCCUCCCAGAGCGGAGGCCAGGACCGCUCGCAGCAGAGGCACGCAACGAGAGGAGGAAAGGGAUGCCAGGGAGCGGGGCACAAGGACCCGACGCGGCUCCUCUUCACCUUCACCUCCCAAAGCGGACGCCAGGACCGCUCGCGGCAAAGGAGAGGAAGAGAGAAACGCUGGAAAGCGGGACACGAGGACCCGACACGACUCCUCUUCGCCUUCGCCUCCCAGAGCGGACGCCAGGAACGCUCGCAGCAGAGGCGCGCAACGAGCGGAGGAGAGGAAUGCCGGCGAGCGGGGCACGAGGACCCGACGUGACUCGUCUUCACCUUCACCUCCUAAAGUUGAAGCCAGAACUGGUCGCAGCAGAGGAGAUGAAGAGAGGAACACCGGGACGCGGGACACGAGGACCCGACACGGCUCCCCUUCGCCGACACCUCCCAGGAUGGAUAGCGGGACCGGUCGCAGCAGAGGUGCGCAACGAGGGGAGGAAAAGAAUGCAGCGAAGCGCGACACAAGGGUCAGACGCGACUCCUUGUCCCCGUCUCCUGAGAGGAGGAACAGGGGAGACGCGGUGCCGACGUCCAAGAGCAGAGAGGCCCCAAAGAGAGCGGACGCAUCCUCUCGCCCUCCUCCUCGUCAUUCUCGUUCGCCGCCUUUCAACGGACGCCAGGACAAAAGUCGAGAGGACGGAGGGCGAAUGUCCGACCAGGCAAAGGGAAGUCAGCGCAAACCCGACGUCAAGACCAAAAGUCCUCCAAAGCAGCAGGUGCAGGAACAAAAACAGUCCGGCAGUGACAGCGACUCCUCUUCCUCCUCAUCUUCAUCCUCAUCGUCCUCAUCUUCAUCGUCCUCCUCGUCGUCCUCCUCAGAAGACGAAGACCAACCCGAGACGAGAGAAAAGACAAAGUCGUCUUCCAUCGGAGCGGGCGUUCAAAGGUUUGUCACCAAUGGCCGCGCCGAGAGCUCACAAGAACCCCGAAGACCCCCCGAGCAGACGGACGACAACAAAGCGCGACCUGCUCACAGAGCUUCUAUGGACCCACCUUCAGGCAAAAACCGGCCGGACCGCCAGAGUCCGCGGGAGAAGCUGAGCAGGAGGUCCCGCUCUCCGCCGGCCCACCGCAUCACGCCACCCAAGCAGUACCAAGACCCCCUGCCCCGCUUCAGGAAAAGUAGUCCUCCUCCAGCCCGCCCCAGGGACCGAGAGCGAGGAUGGGAACGGACCGCCAGACGCAGCAGGUCCAGGAGCCCCAGGAGGCGCAGCCCGCUGUUCAGGAGCCGCCGCCCACCUUCGCCGCCCCCCAGGAGGCGCAACAGUCGCUCGCCAGUCAGGAGGCGAAGCAGUCACUCGCCCGCGCCGUUGCACAAGAAGCCGUCCAGUCGCUCUCCUUCACCGCCGCUCAGGAGGAGGAGCAGUCGCUCACCGGUGAGGAGGCGGAGCAGUCGCUCACCGGUGAGGAGGCGGAGCAGUCGCUCACCGGUGAGGAGGCGGAGCAGUCGCUCGCCAAGGGGAAGGCGGAGCAGUCGCUCAGCGUCGCCACCAGUGAGGAGCCGUCCCAGUCGCUCGCCGUUGCCCCUGAAAGGGAGAGGGCCGACCGGUCACUUGCCAAAGGGGACCGCUCACUCGACGUCUUCAGAGUGUGUCCGCACGCAAGCUAGCCAAGUAGAGAAGCCGCCAGGCAGGCAGGAGCCCCGAGCGCCACCCGAGAAAAAUGCUAAUCAGCCCAGAUCGUCCUCGUCUUCUUCCUCCGGCUCCUCCUCGUCGUCGUCCUCCUCCUCCGCCUCGUCCUCCUCGUCUUCACCUUCGCCGCCAAACAGGAAAGACGCAAAUCCUCCAGAGCGGGAGAAGAGAAACCAGCAGGAAGACGAGAGGCCAGAGCACAUGCUGGGUAAAAGCAGGUCCAACUCUUCAACGGCUCGCGAGGCCGCAGCGGUAGAGCGAGGCGCCGGUGACCAAUCGAAGCGGAGCGAAUCGUCGAGAGCCAUAAACAGAAAGUCGUCACCAGCCCAGCAAGAAGUGGUCGCCGAGCGCGGCGUCAACGGGAAGGAAUCCCCCAACAAAGGAAGCCGAAGCAGCAGUUCUUCGUCUUCUUCCUCUUCAUCCUCCUCUUCAUCCUCCUCUUCGUCCUCCUCAGACAGCUCGGACUCUGAGGUGCAACCAGGAAAAGGGAAAGUUAAAGCUCAGCGUUCCCAAUCUUCAUCCUCCUCAGAUGCUGAAAAAGACAAGAAGGACAAAAGCGGCGUUCCGCGUCGCAGGCUUCCUGCCGACUCACUGCGAGAUUCCCGCUCUCUGAGUUACUCACCUCCCCAACACAUGCAAGGUGCUGCCACCGUAGCGGGACGUAGGUCAGGAGGUCGGCCUCGCUGAUCCCCCUCCGAUAACCCGCCCUGUGAACUUUGACCUUAACAAGCUCCUCCUCCUACUUCUCCUGACUGCAAAAAGUGAAGCAACCGGAGCAGGAAGCAAAGACACCACACCUGCUGCACAACACUUAUCCUUGUCGUGACAGCCACCACAGAGUGGACACGUCAUUUGGUCGUCAUGUGACUUCUGGUGUUCUCGUCAUGUCCUGGCUUGACUUCCUGUGUAUCGGACCAUGUGACUUUGUUUCGUUAGGGUUCUGAAAGAUGAUAAUAAACUUAAUUGUACAUUUUA
Messenger RNA from Hippocampus comes (tiger tail seahorse), 3934 nucleotides. RefSeq names its product serine/arginine repetitive matrix 2 (gene srrm2). The record is from RefSeq and is a predicted model, not a curated record. Gene Ontology annotation, cellular component: nucleus. NCBI's taxonomy places the organism in Eukaryota, Metazoa, Chordata, Actinopteri, Syngnathiformes, Syngnathidae. The transcript is spliced from 13 exons. Bases 239 to 3646 code for a protein of 1135 amino acids.